Molecule: messenger RNA, 1236 nt
Organism: Psilocybe cubensis
Lineage: Eukaryota; Fungi; Basidiomycota; Agaricomycetes; Agaricales; Agrocybaceae
Exons: 8
Coding region: 1-1236 (411 amino acids)
Biological process (GO): epoxide metabolic process
Molecular function (GO): epoxide hydrolase activity
Source: RefSeq, a predicted model, not a curated record
AUGGCGACCGCUGCUAAUCCUACGCAAGAUUCCACUUCUAUAAUUCCUUUCAAGAUACAAGUUUCGGAUGAUCAAAUCGAACACCUGAACAAGAAGCUUGCCUUGGUCAGGCUUCCCGAUGAGCUCGAGAACGCGGGCCGCGACUAUGGCGUGCCCCUUGGAGACAUUCAACGACUUGUCGCGCGCUGGAAGUCCGGAUAUGACUGGAGAACGCACGAAAAACAGUUGAAUGACGAACUGCCCCAGUUCCAGGGGAGCAUCGACGUGGAAGGCUUCGGAUCCCUCAAAGUCCAUUUCGUGCAUAAGAAGAGCGAAGUUGAGAACGCUAUCCCCCUCUUGUUUGUUCACGGCUGGCCAGGGAGCUUCGUUGAAGUACGCAAGAUCCUGCCUUUGUUAACCCAGGAAAUUGCUGGGCAGCCUAGCUUCCACGUUGUGGCCUUUAGCCUUCCUGGAUAUGGCUUCUCGGAAGCGCCCAAAAAGAAAGGGUUCAAGAUAAAUCAGUUUGCAGAGGUGGGGCACAAGCUCAUGUUGUCAUUGGGAUACAAAGAAUAUGUUGCCCAAGGAGGCGAUUGGGGUUCAAGGAUUUGCCAAAGAAUUGCUAGCCUCUAUGGUGGCACACAUUGCAAAGCAUGGCAUACGAACUUUCCUUUACCCUUGGACACUUCGCUCAUACGCAACCCCCCCACCUUGUUUUCGCAUCCAUGGCUUUAUCUGUCUGGUCGAAUUUCUUCUUAUACCCCGGCUGAGAAGGCUGGACUGGAGAGAACAGCUUGGUUUAUUAAAGAAGGGCACGGCUAUGCUCAAGAACAUUCCACGCAACCACAGACUCUUGGGUACAGCCUCGCUGACUCCCCCGUAGGCCUCUUAGCUUGGAUCUACGAAAAGCUGGUUAACUGGACCGAUAACUAUCCAUGGGAUGACGAUGAAGCUGGUCCUGCGGCUUCGCUGAGAAUUUACUACGAAUUCCAUCAUGAAACUGAUACAGACCGUCCCAAACCACCUACGAUACCUGCUGGUGCUUCGUUCUUUCCCAAAGAACUACACAACUUACCCCGAAAAUGGACUAGGACACCGUACAGAAAGUUUGAAGCUGAGCAUGAUUCAGGCGGUCAUUUCGCUGCCCAUGAAAAACCGAACGAGCUAGUGCAGGACUUACGAAGAAUGUUCGGAAAGGGUGGUAUUGCCGAGGGCAUUGUCAAGGGAAAGACCGGCUACAAGGCCCUAAGUAGACUAUGA